Messenger RNA from Papaver somniferum (opium poppy), 1176 nucleotides. RefSeq lists its product as uncharacterized. The transcript has 2 exons. NCBI's taxonomy places the organism in Eukaryota, Viridiplantae, Streptophyta, Magnoliopsida, Ranunculales, Papaveraceae. Bases 229 to 1176 code for a protein of 315 amino acids. The record is from RefSeq and is a predicted model, not a curated record.
CUCAAGAUGAAAAUGAUGGAUUUUAUCAACCACAACCGGAGGAAGAGUAUUUGGGUGAACAGAUGGAAUCACAACCUAUACCAAUACAUGAUCAACCUUUUCCGAUUGGUAUGUUGUUCGAAGAUACAUCUACUCACUAUGCGAAUGAGUUGGUAUUUGACUUACCUAUUGAUGCGAAGAAUUGGGCUAGAGAACAUGCCAAAAUAGUCAAUUGCUUCUUGGUUUUGAAUGGAAAAGAAAGCAACACUCGUUUUGAAAUGGUUUGUGAGAGAAGUGGAGAUCCCGAUGUUAGUCACAAGUGGAGAUCCUUGUGGGCAUGAGCAUAUUGCGGCUAAGUACCAAGAAGAUUCGAAGAAAAGGGGAAGGAAUAUUAUUCAAAAGGGCGAGUCAAGUGAAAGAAAUAUGAAGAAAAAAGGACCGAUGUUACGCUCUCAACCCACUCCGUCGGAACCAAGUCAAGUGAAGCAAAAAGAAAUUGAUGAUACACCAGCUCAUAUUGAUAAAAGGUACUUGGAAGAGCUACCUCCUUACAUUAGAGAUUAUGUCAUAUCCAUCAAUGAUGUCCCUCCAGAUGGUAAUUGCGGUUUCCACGUUGUCAAGGAACAACUAGGGCCUUUCACUCAAGGUUCCAAACUAUAUGUUGAUAAUGAAAUCACUUAUAUUCGUCAAAGGAUGAAGAUGAAGCUAAAGGAAAAACCGGAAUUUUACAAGAGAAUGUUGUCCGAUGAGGAUGAUAGCCUCAACAUGCAAUUCCUUAGGUAUCAAAUCCGUCUCCACGGGGGCAAUCCAAUCACAAGGGAUCAUUGGAUGGGCAUGCCGAUAUGUGGGCACUUAAUCGCCGACGCAUUCAAUUGUGUGGUUCACUAUUUCUCAAAAGGUGAUAGUUUCACUUGCACUCCCAAAACAACCAUAUGUGUCGAGCAACUUAGACGCAAGAGAGUGGUGAUUGCGUUAGUUAACAACAACCAUUUUGUAGGCCUCCAGUUAGAAGACAAUUGUGCAUUGCCUCCGAUAUGCGCAUACUCUUAUUGGAAUGGAUUUAGCCCCGACACGAUGUUGGGUUGGUGCAUUAUGUAUGAACAUAACAUGGAGAUGUGGAAAGCUUUGGAGGAAUCGAACAAAAUUAUACAUGGACAUGCAGUUUCGUUGGGGAUGAUUAGAUGUACCUUUGUCUAG